Messenger RNA from Effrenium voratum, 990 nucleotides. The record is from the annotation of a GenBank genome assembly. Lineage: Eukaryota; Dinophyceae; Suessiales; Symbiodiniaceae.
CUCCAAUCAUCCGGCGCCCUUCGGCACUUCGGCCCGCUCUUUGGCGCGCAUGGCGCCAAAGGCACGCCAGGUGACUUGGCGCCUGAGGCCGGCCGCUUGCGCUUUGGCGCUUCUGGGGACUGCCUUCGCAGGCAUUUGCCCUCGGGCGCGCGUGAGAUGCAGGGCGCAGGAUGACGCAGCAGGUCCCGUUGCUAGUGUCGAGGACGGCAGCCUUGAGGUCAUCGGUGACUCCAACUCUCGGCCAGUGCGCUUGCUGUACUCCCCAGGCGUGCAGCGGCUGCUGGGUUUGCUCAGCACGCUGCAGAGCGUCUCAGUGCCCGGGGGCAGCGCCUGCCAGGCGAUGCUGAAGAACCUGCCGGAGGUUUACAACAAUGUAAGCGAGCAGGAGAUCCCUAGCGACCUGGAGGAUGACUUUGAGCAGGCCUUGGAGUCCAUGCCGGAGCUGUUGCCCUUGGAGGCCUUGGAGGGAGGCAACGUCAACGUGUCAGUGCUGAUGCAGGAGUUUGUGAAGCUUCCGCUGGUCCGACGGCUGCCAGAGCUGAGCGAGCGCCUGGUCUACUUUGAGCUGCUGUACCCCAAGUCCUUGGCAGAGCAGAGCGGCAUCUCUCAGGAAGAACUCCGAGAGGCUUUGCGGGGCGCCGCGAAAGAACUGACGGCAGGCGAGCUGGGCAGCUGGUCCGCCCAGGACUUUGAGGAGGCGCAGGAGUUGCUGCAGCGAAACCCUGUCUUGAAAGAGGUCAGCGAGUCAGUUGCAGAGAGCAUCAAUGAGGGCUUGAGGGAGUUCUAUGGUCAAACUACUGCGCUUGCCUUUGGCUUCGUGGUGGCCCAGUUCCUCUUCGCAGCUCUGCUGAUCGCCGCCUGCUGCAGCUGUGGAGGCGGCAGUGACGCGCCCAUCCCCUCAGAUGUGAACCUGCUGCCGUUGUACACGCUGGACGGAACCAGCAAGUGACGCGUGAAAACGAGGGCGCCCUUCGGUGUCGUGAUGGCCCC